Rhizoctonia solani is the source of this 1506-nucleotide messenger RNA. RefSeq names its product SNF5/SMARCB 1/INI1 family protein. The record is from RefSeq and is a predicted model, not a curated record. The transcript is spliced from 5 exons. Lineage: Eukaryota; Fungi; Basidiomycota; Agaricomycetes; Cantharellales; Ceratobasidiaceae. Gene Ontology annotation, biological process: chromatin remodeling; regulation of transcription by RNA polymerase II. The coding region runs from base 1 to 1506 and encodes 501 amino acids. Gene Ontology annotation, cellular component: nucleus; nuclear chromosome. Gene Ontology annotation, molecular function: transcription coregulator activity.
AUGUCCUCCACGGUUGGUGCGCGGCAAUGGAACUCUACAUAUCCACCUACGCUGCCAACCCAUGCUCAGGCCAUUUACACUUCGUAUCACUCGCGAGCACGUACGGGUAGCACUCUGCUUAUGCAACCACUUGGCCUUGCCCCAGUUCCUCCGAAUCAUAACCCGACUCAGCCCCCACCAACGCUCACACAUGCAGCAUCUUUCGGUCCUUCUCGCCGAACUCGGGGUGGAGUCGUCAACUAUGCCGAAAUGGAGGAUGACGAAGAUGAGAACGUAGAUGUUGAAGGAGAGUCUUCGGGUCCAGCUCUGGUUGUGCCUACCGGCAUAUCGACUGGUUCAAGGACUAGUGGAGAGUUAGAUCGAAACUAUUUAGGCGCCAUACCCCCUGCAAAAUUUAUACAUCCACAAAAGGCCACUCGAAUUCAACAAGAAUAUUUCUCAGAGGCACGGCUUGCAGAAGCUGCUUCAAAACGUGCAAUCUAUAUCCCCGUUCGACUCGAACUCAAUACGGAGUCGCACCAAAUUCGGGACAGCUUUUUGUGGAACAUAAAUGACCAAGGCAAUAGUAUUCAAAAUGAAUCUGCCGAUGCCAACGCAAGGCAAACACACGUUGGUGUUGCCGAUCCCGACCAGGCUGGAAUCCAUCCUCGAGACCCGCGUAUUGAGGCAUUGCGUGCCGAGCUUCAUGGAUCUUCGCUUGUUUCUGGGCAGACUACACCUGGGACUGGUAUCGCUACAACAAGUAUCUCGACGUCUGCUGCGAGUCCAGCGAGUGAUGGCCAUGUUACUCCGGCUCCGAUUUCAGUCAAUAUUGAUGAUGAACUAGACCCGAUGAACGAUGAUGGACAGAAGAACCAAACUCUUGCGAAUGACGAUAAACAAGGCCUAACACCUGUUCUAGAACUCUCCCCCUCUAACUCAAAGUCUCAAGACAAACCUACCACAGCGGGCGAGACUGAAAAACACAGCGAGAGCGAUAGCGACUCGGAUUCGGAAAGUGAUUACGAAACCGACUCAGAAGUAGACGAGCCUGACUGUAGGGUGAUUGUCAAUCUUGACCUGCAAAUAUCCACGCACCAUCUACACGACCACAUAGAAUGGGACUUGACAUCUUCAUUAACGCCGGAGCAUUUUGCCCGAGUGCUUUGUGCAGAUGUUGGCCUCGCAGGAGAGGCAGUUUCACUCGUUGCUUGUGCCUUGCGUGAAGCAUUACUCAAGCACACAAAAGAUGCGCUCGAGGCGGGCUUAAUAGGUCCAGGAGCGCAUGACAGUCGCUCUGAGCCACUUGGGACUGCAGCGCGAAAGGAUGUGGGCCCGGAAACCUUACGCAGUAUUUUGAGGGAUUGGCAAGAUGCGGAAGAAUAUUUUCCCCGGCUGGAGCUACUCAGCGCCGAAGAACUUGAGCGCCGGGCGAUGGAACGCGAACGGGCUAUUAGGCGUAUGCGACGCGAGACUCAGCGCUGGGGACAGGCUAAUGUUAGCCGCAAGCGAUUUAGGGAACGAUAG